GGAGCCGGCAGCUUUGGGGCCUUCAUCUGCCGGCCGGCGGCAUCCCCAGAUGUCUCCACAGUGGUAUGGAUAAUGUGACCCGAUCGGAACCUCAGUUGAGAAGGCCAGCACUUAUAUUAACUAAGCCUUGACUACUUCUGCCUGGCUGUAUUCAUGUUCUGAGGAGGGAGUAAGAAGGAGCCAUGGAUGCUGCAGCAUUGGUGGAAGCUGUUGUGGAAGAAGUGGCCUGUCCCAUCUGCAUGACCUUCCUGAGGGAGCCUGUGAGCAUCGACUGUGGCCACAGCUUCUGCCACAGCUGCCUCUCUGGACUGUGGGAGGUCCCAGGAGAAUCCCAGAACUGGGGUUACAGCUGUCCCCUCUGCCGGGCUCCUGUCCAGCCAAGGAACCUGCGGCCCAAUUGGCAGCUGGCCAACGUUGUAGAAAAAGUUCGUCUGCUGGGGCUGCAUCCAGGAAUGGGGCUGAAGGGUGACGUGUGUGAGCUCCACAGGGAACAGCUAAAGAUGUUCUGCAAAGAGGAUGGCCUGAUCAUGUGUGAGGCCUGCAGCCAGUCCCCUGAGCAUGAGGCCCACAGUGUCGUGCCCAUGGAGGAUGUCACCUGGGAAUAUAAGUGGGAACUCCAUGAGGCUCUGGAGCAUCUGAGGAAAGAGCAAGAUGAGGCCUGGAAGCUGGAAGUUGGUGAGAGGAAACGAACUGCCAACUGGAAGAUACAGGUGGAAACCCGAAAGCAGAAUAUCAUGUGGGAGUUUGAGAAAUACCGGCGAUUACUAAAGAAAAAACAGCCACCAGGUCGGCGACUAGAGGUGGAAGCAGCCGCAGCUCUGGCCAGCCUAGAGCAGGAAGAGGGGGAGACCAUGCAAAAACUGGAGCAGAAUCACAAUGAGCUCAUCCAGCAGAGCCGAGUGCUGUGGAGGAUGAUUGCAGAGCUGGAAGAGAGAUCUCAGAGGCCUGUCCGCUGGAUGCUGCAGGGUAUUCAGGAAGUCUUAAACAGGAGCAAGUCUUGGAGUCUGCGGAGGCCAGAACCGGUCUCCCUGGAGCUAAAGACGGAUUGCCGCGUGCUGGGGCUAAGAGAGAUUUUGAAGACCUAUGCAGCUGACGUGCGUCUGGAUCCAGACACUGCUUAUUCUCGCCUCAUUGUGUCUGAGGACAGAAAAUGCGUGCGAUACGGAGACACCAAGCAGAAACUGCCCGACAAUCCUGAGAGAUUUUACCGCUACAAUAUCGUCCUCGGCAGCCAGUGCAUCUCCUCAGGCCGGCACUACUGGGAGGUGGAAGUGGGAGACAGGUCAGAAUGGGGCCUGGGAGUGUGUAGGGAAAAUGUAGACCGGAAGGAGGUGGUCUAUCUAUCCCCCCACUAUGGAUUCUGGGUGAUCAGGCUGCGGAAGGGAAAUGAGUACCGAGCAGGCACCGAUGAAUACCCCCUCCUGUCCUUGCCAGUCCCUCCCCACCGGGUGGGAGUCUUCCUGGAUUAUGAGGCCCAUGAUAUCUCUUUCUACAAUGUGACUGACAACGGCUCCCACAUUUUCACUUUCCCCCACUAUCCCUUCCCUGGGCGUCUCCUGCCCUACUUUAGUCCUUGCUACAGCAUUGGAGCGAACAACACAGCCCCUCUGGCCAUCUGCUCCCUGGACGGGGAGGACUGAGAGGGCCACCAUCCUAGCCAGAGGCCUUGGAGUUUCACCUGGCCCACAAGGGCCUUGGAGGGUCCUGCCACCAACAAGGAUCCCCUUGAACUAAGCUGAGUCGAUGAUCCAGGGAGCCCUCUCCCUGACCAGUAGUCUGUUGCUACUGGGCCAAGGUCUCUCACUAACCUACUCAUGUAUAAAAGCUGAGGCUCAGUCAAAGGAGCAUGGAACCCCCGUGAGGGAAGCAUGACGGGGCUGAGGACGAGGAUCAAAGCAGUUGUAAGAUAACGUGUUGGUGUCAGUCAGGACUCUGCCCUUUCUGUAGCUCAUGCUCUUCCCCAGUCCCUGAGGGUGCCAUAAGUAAGUCAGCGCGGGUGGUGAAGUGGGUCCACCCUCCAGGAAACCCUUUGCAUAGGGCUUACCAAAAAGCCAAAAGAUAAUUGUUCAUGUCCAGAGCUGGUUACUGUGCUGAUACCAGGAUAGGAUGCUUUGCCUGAGGUUUGCUGCUACUAAGCAACCCAUAUUGGACCCCAACUCUCUGACCCCCUAGCUAGAGAAAUGCCUUGCAACAUUGCCCGGGCCACCCCAGUGUGCAUCCCCUCUCUGAACGUAAGCUGGGAAAAUCACUCUAUCUCAGACUCUGAGGAGACCUGGAUCCUGGUCCUGCCCUUUUCCCCAAGUGUCAGGAUCAGAAAACCUGCGAGCCUUGUUCUUAUGGUCACUUUACGGAUGAAGAAACUGAAGUGGCCUUAAAUGCAGUAAGUUGCUUCUCACAAAACUGUUGAAAAAAGAUUGUAAAGCUUAUCAAGUACUUCCCACAUUCAAAUGAAAAAAGAUGGGCAGACUUGCUUCUCAGGUCACCCGUCUGCAUAUCCUUCAUUACAGUUGGGUCUGAAACAUCCCAGUGUCUGAGGGUUUUAGGUGUCCUCAAUGGAAAAAUGGGUAUAGUGAUUGCAGACUCUCCUACCUCACAGGAUUGUUGUGAAGCUCUCAGAUCCAUCCUAUAUUUUUGUCCCUUUCUCAGGGCUGGAGGAAGGCAGGCCAUGGAUUUCGCCUGCGGUAGCCCUCCUGCCUCUCCUUCUUAGAGCCAGCAUCUGUACAGCAGUGCCUUUGUUUGGUAGAGCCUCUCCCGACAGUCUCAGCCAGUUAGACAGAAAGGUGCCCUUGCCAGUCAGUGGCAGACUCUGGGCCACAGUGAUAGGUUGUGCAUCUGUUGUAUGUGUUUGUGUCUGGAUUAGAAUGGGGACUGUGACAUCAGAGUAGAGAAUGGAAAUAAUAAAAAGAAAAAUUUAGAACAGAUGCACUGGAAAGAAGGCUCACCCACAAGCUAGUUGGGCUAAAGUUUGGAUCUUUUUUGUCACCAAGGGAAUCUUCAUGGCUCUGGUAACUACCUAAUAUUCUGCCUUUCUCUUCUCUAAAUCUAUGACACAAGAAGGACAAGGCAUAAAAAGCCAGCUUGGGAGCCAUACACUAUAAUGAAAGGGAAUUAAAACUAUAUAUCUGGGCUGUUGACCUUAGAAUGAUGGUUAUAUGUGUUCAAAAUAAUUCAUUACAGGGCUUAAGAGUAUGAUGUGGGAAUGCUUGUGCCUGGAGACAAAUUGCAAGGCAAGCAGGUGGAAACCAUUGGCCUUGCCUAUUGCAAGGGGCUCUGAUGUGUACAUCACGUGUUGUCGCCAUGAUGCUGUGAAACACAACUUCUGAUAUAGUUUAAGCUUGAAGGUAGUGACUGUUGAGUCAGGAUUAGGCAGCAAAAUAGUUACCAGGUCAGGUAUAGGCAGAAGCAAAGUAAUUCCUGUAAUAAAGAAGAGCAAAAAUUGUCUUUCUACUUUAAUUGUAUUGGUUGUUCACAUAAGGAAGAGGUAAAACAGGCUAAAGUGGAGAAAUAAACUCAUUCUGCCCACCAUGCUUCCAAGUCACUCAUAGAGCAUUAGCAGAAGGGGAAACAUUUCCAUUCUCUACUUGGAGAGGAAUGAACUGGUAAGUCACAGACCUGGUCUUGGCAAAGGAUUGAGCUGACCUACAUUAAAGGGACCAUGUCUUCGUAUAGGGGGACUCCCUGGGGAAUUGUUUAUAGACUUGAGAAAUCGAUUUUCAGGAAGUUCUUCCAGUUAUGUCCAUGACACUUAGCAGAAGAGGCAAGGGACCAAACCAGUAUUGUUCUUUGACUAUGUUUUUAUUAGGACAAGUCCUGGAAGUCUCUUAGAAAAAGGAUUAUUAGGUGAUAAAUUUAUUUAAACCUAGAGUGAAUUGAGUAGUGUGGAAUGACUUCAUUGGUAACAUGCUGUUUUGCAGAGAGCUCUUUUUUUUUUUUUUUGACAUUUAUAAGCUGAUUUGGGUGCUGUGAUUACUUGUGAGAAGAAUAAGGUCAAGCACAUUGUUUAUUUCAUAUUGUUUGAUAUUUAAGACCAGGUAAGAAUCUUGAAGUUCUUAAGUAUAUGAAAACCCUUUUCUCUAGGGUAGUUACUUAUACUUCCUUGCUAAGAACCCCAUGAAGACAAGAACCUUACUUGUCUGAUUCACAGUUGCAGUCCAGUCUAGCACUGUGUGUGUGUGUGUGUGUGUGUGUGUGUGUGUGUGUAAAUAUUUAAGUGAGGGAACUUUCAUUCAUAUGCCUAGAAUCAAAAGAAAAAUAAGCUUUUGUCUCAUGGGGCAUGAACAACUAGAUGGUACUUAAUUACAAAUCUGUUAAAAAAAAAUGAUUCAAUGGAUAAUCACAAAAGUGGUCCGGAAAGGGAGGAAGCAGGUGGUCAUGCAGAGGGUAGAGUGUCUGCACCACUCCCUGGAAUGCCUAGGGUAUCUCCUCCAUCUUGGUGAGAUCAUUCACUACAAGGCAGGAAUGAGCUUUGCCCAUCCUUAUUUUACCAGCAGAGAAACAAGGGGUGCAAUGCCUGAGCCUUGAGGUGACAGACUAUGAAAGGGGAAAAUAGAUAGUCCUGCAGAGAGACAGGGAAAAUCCUUGGGACUCCCCACAGGAAAUCCAGUCUCCCAUUUUUCAAGCAGAAUUGAUUUUAGUCUCUUAAGAUCCAAACACUGAGACUCUGUAUGGGUCCCAGGCACUAGUUAAAUGGCAUAGAUUGCUUAGUGUGAGGGCAGGGGUUGUAUCUGAUCUGCGUGGGAUUUUCUGUUUGAGGGUAGCAAUGGCAGGGAACUAGUCCACUUUGGAAGUGUGUAGUUCAAUAUCUGAGCGCUAACAGUGGGUUCCAGCUCGCUUCAGGGAAUACUAGUGUGAAUGAAACACAAAGCAGGGCAGACUUCUGAGAGAAACGCUGGGGAGAAAUUUCUGUUUUGAGUGCCAAGCUGAACUAUGCCUUUGUUGCUUGACAUCAGAUUUUUUUAAUACAUCUGAUACUCUUGUAUUUGAUGAACAUAGUCAAUUCUUUGGGUUGCUUAUGGAGAAACAACAGUGUGACUUUUCAAAAUGUAAAUCUUAUCAAAUGUGCUUAACCACCUCAUGAUGUUGGUUUGUUUUUAUGUUAGGGAGAAGUUUCUUUUUCCUGCUCUUUGGGAACUCAGUGCAUUACUAUCAGGUGUUUAGAAGCUGAUUCCUACUUCAUGGUAUUCAGAAAUAGAAUACAUUCUAGGUAGGUAAGUAAUUUUAGUACUAGCAAAAGGUACAGAUGCCAAGUUGUUAAGCAGACUGUUUGAAACAGCUAUCACAUGAGUGUUGACCUACAUGGGAAUACACUCUCAAUAGUGCCUAGAACUACUCUUAAAAGUAUGGAAGUAGAAAUUUAUUGGUUGGGCGCCUGGGUGGCUCAGUUGGUUAAGUGACUGCCUUCGGCUCGGGUCAUGAUGCUGGAGUCCCAGGAUCGAGUCCCACAUCGGGCUCCCUGCUCAGCAGAGAGUCUGCUUCUCCCUCUGACCCUCUUCCCUCUCAUGCUCUCCAUCUCUCAUUCUCUCUCUCUCAAAUAAAUAAAAUCUUCAAAAAAAAAAAAUUUAUUGGUUAUACAGACACCAUAUCAGAUGUUGUGUUAUGUGGUUUCUGUUCAUCAUCAUCUUUAAUAUCCUCUGAAUUAACACUGUAUCCUCCAUCAGUAGCAAGGAAAUAGUAAGACUCAGAUAUAAUAACUAGUUAUCAACACACUUAGGAAAUUAUCUUUUAUUAAGAUUUUCAAAGGUACCAGAGUCAAAUAUACAUAUCUGUCACAUUUGAAAUCUUUUUCUUUUAACAUAUACUGGUUAUUCAGUUUAAGACUUUCUGAAAGGGGAAAAUAAAAGCAAAGACCAAAUACAUGUCUGGUGACCUGGAGAAGAAUAGGGACAUUUCGGCUUCAUUAUUGAUACUGUUUUCUAUUAACCUUCUCAUCCCAGGCACACUUCCAUGGUGGUGUCCAGAUGAAGAAAGACCUAUAUUAUAUUUGAUCCCUUUCUUUUAUGCCUUACAGUUAAGUUAUACAGAACCAGACUGGGAAGCAAAGAGAAAGAUGUCCACAGUCAAACUCACAUUGCCUUAACUUCUGUUGCUUCAAAGCAAAAGGCAGGUGUUUAGUAUGCUGACUCCAACUAACUUAACAAUAGGGGAUAAAUUAAAAGGUUAUAGAGGUAUCUUACAGAAUUUAAUAACAGGGAUGCACCUGGGUGUCCAAAAUGAGUUGGAAUCAGAGAACCAGAGACUCCCAUUUCUUCAUCCCAUCUUGCUAAUCUGCUUAUCUUGCUGUAGAACAUAUUUGUUUUUCCAAGUUCACGUGUUAGAAAAUGACCACAGUCAGUGAGCCCAAGUUUAUAUCUCCUCAGAUAAACUGGGAUUCAGUUUGACUAGAGAUGAACUCUGCUCCAGGUAUAAGCACAUGACCCAAGUUGAGUGGAUUCAUCACUGGGCCAGAAGGCAGGGUUAUAUAUUAACAGUUGCUUCCAUAAUAAUCACAUGAGUAAAUGAAUAAUUCUGGGAAAAUUAGCCAGGUGUUGGGGGGAACCAAACAGUUGGUUUUUUUCUGGGGGGGGGGUGGAUACUCAGUUGAAAAUAAGGGUCAGAAGCUAAGGAAAGAAAAAACCCAAAUCUAUAUUCUCUGCCCAGACUUAUCUCUUAUACAGAUACUAGUUGAUUGAAAUCAUUAAAAAUGUCAGAAAAUUAAUCAUUUCAUAUGCAUUCUUCCUAGAAAUUGGAAAAUUAGACAAGAAUAUAAUUUACAGCUUCAUCUUAGAACUCUUUAUGGUGCUAGGCAAACCACACCAGCUCUACAGAUUUCUAAGUCAUCUUCAAAUGCUUGGUCUUGAGUCAUCUUGAUUGCUCAAGAUCUGAACAGAAUCUGUGUUUAUGAACCCAGUUUGGAUUGGUCAAAGAGGCAGUGCAUCAGCAAGCUCCAUGUUCACUUGCAUAUUUGUUUGGUCCUCAGGCCUGCUUUAUAGCAGUAAUGCAUAACUUACUUGAAUGGAGCCUUUGUGUUUAUGAAAACCCUGUGCCUUCCUUCUACAACCAAAUAAACAUGCU
Messenger RNA from Zalophus californianus (California sea lion), 7050 nucleotides. It is a transcript of the gene TRIM68, whose product is annotated as tripartite motif containing 68. Gene Ontology annotation, molecular function: zinc ion binding; protein binding. NCBI's taxonomy places the organism in Eukaryota, Metazoa, Chordata, Mammalia, Carnivora, Otariidae. The record is from RefSeq and is a predicted model, not a curated record. The coding region runs from base 183 to 1640 and encodes 485 amino acids. The transcript is spliced from 8 exons.